AUGCAUAUCCAGGUGCUUUUCCCUGUUACCCGGCAUAGACAUCUCAGAUUUAUCGUUUGUCUAUUAAUUGUGUUAUCACUUACCAUCGUUGAAGAAGUAAAUGUCGGAACUGCUUUCAUUGCUCUAAUGAAUUAUUAUGGACACGAAGUUUCUAUUCCGAUCCAGAUCAGGAGAGGUGCCAACACAGCAAUAUCUAUUGUGGUAGUGGUGCAGUAUGCUUCGAACAAAGAACAGUACAGAGAGGCACAAGACACUGUGCAGUGCUAUGCCCUGCACCAUCGCUAUCCGCUCCACGUAAUUGUUGUUGAGGAAAACACCACUCUGUCUCGCACUUGUCCUCAAAAUGAUUUCAUGUUCCAACGUCACUGUGUUGUAGCCCAUCUAAUUUUUGCAUGGCCAGAGGAGUGGUUCCUGUUUUUGGAUGCAGACAUGGCUAUCAUAAAUCCAAACCAUUUGAUUGAAGAGUACAUUCCUAGUGAUCCAACAGUUCAUGUCGUCUUUUAUAAUAGGAUAUUCAAUCAUGAAGUCAUGGCUGGUUCUUAUCUUAUUCGAAAAUCUAAUUAUUCACGGAAUUUCUUAAUUCACUGGAGCGAUUACGAGUACAAACUGCCUAGCAGUUUUCACGGAUCUGACAAUGGAGCACUUCAUAGCGCCAUUGUUUCGUACGAACAACCUCUUCAAGAAAACUCACGCAAACGUUGUGAAAGUUUCUGGGCGACUUCUAAAGAUUACGAUUCCUUGUCAAUAUAUGAGGUCUGUAUGCAAUUGAUCCUAGCUUCAAACUCAUUGCAACAUAUCCUCAUCUUGCAAAAAGGAACAGCAUGGGCUCGCGAUGGUUGGUUAACGAAUUCUGUUUGGUGUGAUAAAGAUUUUAUACUACAUGGUUGGCAGAAGAGGAGGAAGGACAAAAUGAGCUUUGCUCGAUGGCACUCUCCAGUUGUUGACGGGUACUGGGACAAAGCUCUUUGCGGAACACCACAUGCACAUCUUAAUUGGAGAUACAAGGAUAGUUUCAUUGCAUCGGCAGAGGCAAUCCAGAUGAGACUAGAUAAAGCCAUCAGAAAUGUUCGCGGCAACUUUGAAGGGAUCCAGGUGGUUUUAGAACGGGCUAAUGGUGCUGAGUCUUAA
Molecule: messenger RNA, 1128 nt
Organism: Angiostrongylus costaricensis
Lineage: Eukaryota; Metazoa; Nematoda; Chromadorea; Rhabditida; Metastrongylidae
Source: the annotation of a GenBank genome assembly